Messenger RNA from Vicia faba (fava bean), 423 nucleotides. The record is from the annotation of a GenBank genome assembly. Lineage: Eukaryota; Viridiplantae; Streptophyta; Magnoliopsida; Fabales; Fabaceae.
AUGCUCCGCGGUCCAUCUCUCCAGUUAAAUAUGAUGAUGACAAGGCCAUCCCUGUGGACGAAUCUGAACACUCAGAUGGGGAUGCCAAAGCAGUGGUCCGAUGAUGUGAGAGACCUCAAGAAGGUUAAGGUGCCACCAAUGGAUAUACAGCUGGAUGACUUCAAAGGCAUCUCGUCCUCAAAAGAGGAAGGGAAGCAAACCACCCUCUCAAGAGGGGUUGGGGCAAGGGGUGAUCGGUCGUCUAGUGGAGCUACACAGCAAGCCACUAUAUGCGCUACUCCGAAUUAUUCUUCUGAGACUUCCGCCUCUUUUCCCAGCUAUCCCUCUUUCCCUAGUGUCGCAGUCUCGCGGAUUCUCUUUAUUGUGACUUAUUGUGUUGGAAAGUCUCUUCUUCUUUCCUGCCUACGGGCCAAAUACCUGUGA